AGAAAAACACAUGGUUUGCUUUGUCAUCAGGAUAGAUCGAUGACUAUUUAAAUGUUUUAGUGCACAGCUCCAGUGUCCGGCUGUUUGGGUGUUUGCACGUAUGGACAGUGUUUUGUCUGACUAAGUGGUUAAGCUGAUUGUGUUACCUUCACGUGUCUAAGGGAACAAACGAAACCCGACCCUUAAGAUGAUUCAGUCUGUUUAAUGUAGAGCAGUGUGUGUGUUUGUGUGUGUGUGUGUGUGUGUGUGUGUGUGUGUGUGUGUGUGUGUGUGUGUGUGUGUGUGAUGAGAAAAGGGAGGGACACGAGGAAGAGAGCAAGAAAUGACAACUAACAGAGAGAGAGAGAGAGAGGAGAGUGAGAAAACAAAAAGGAGACAAGGGGAGGGUCGAGCAAGCAAACAGGAGGAGGUGGAGCCACAGAGAGAGAGAGAGAGAGAGUGAAAGAGAGAGGGAGAGAGAGAGAGAGAAAGAGAGAGUGAGAGAGAGAGGGAUGACAGGAGAUGUGGUUGUUGCCGCGGCAGCAGAGCAGGACAGAUCUGAGACAGUAAAACAACACUCCUCCUCUUCUUCCUCCUACUUCUUCUUCUUCUUCUUUUUUAUUCUUCUUCUUCUGUCCUCCUGCAUCUGUCCACCGUGGUUUCACCUGGAAAACCUGCCUCCUCUUCCUCCUCGCCUUACUCUUCACCUUCAUCAUCAUCAGCAGCAGCCGCACCAGCAGCUGUGGACAACCAUACAUGGACAUGGAGAAAGGAGCGCCUGACGUCUCUUCUACACUCAGAAACAAAGCUGGUGUCUCUCUUUCCCCACCACUAAUGCCCCGGCAACUUCAAUAAGAGGGAGAGACUAAAACACAGAGACAGAUAAAGGGGAAAACAGCAAGCAAAAGCAGAAAGAGAACAAGAGGAAGCGUGAGGCUGCACAACCAUAAUCUCCACAGCUGAGAAACACUUAGAGGGAGGGAGGCAACACAGGCGAUUCUGUCUAUCUUGCAACUUCAGGGACCAUCAUCACAAUUUAAUAAGAAUUUGAAAGGCUGCGGUGCUGCAACAAAUCAGUCUUCACAGGGAAAGAGGGUGGGUGAGAGAGCUAGAGUCGGACAGAGAGAGAGCGAGAGAAAGGGAGGAGGCCAGACACAAAUGUUUUAACGCUUCCCUACCUGGAUUCAUAUCUUUCUGCCUUUUGUUGUAAAUCCCUGCAGCAAUAAACCUGUGACGGCAAUAUCAAAGAACCACUUUAUUAUUAUUUUACACAUAAUCUAUUGUGCUAAGACUGCUGAGAUUUCAAGAAAUUAUGUUUUCCUAUCAAGAGAGUUCAUAUUUUCAAGAAGAGCAUACUGUUUAGAACAACGGGACUGAGAGGAACUUGUAGAGAAACAGAGAAAUAUUUUUAAAAAAGCAGCAUUUACCCUGAGAAGUGUCUCGCAGGCUAGACGGAGAGGAAGAGAAGGGACGGCGUUACCAGAAGACCAUCCAAAUUGCAACAAAAUAAAAAGACGGGCCUCACGUUUGUCCAUCGAUCUGCUUUCCUGCCCCCUUUACAGCUUUUUUUCAUGGCUUGACACCCAACUGCACUCUGGCCCCUCCCUUCCCCUUUCCUUCCCCCCCAACAUGUCCAACCACCUCGUAUCUCACUGCCCAGACCGCCAAAGGAAAUCAGGGCAGCUGAAGAAGUGAGCAAGGGUUUAACCGAGCCAAUAUACAGAGUUUCAUUAGCUCCAUCCGCUCUUCCCUCCUUCGACGAGGACAGAACUCUCAGACUCUACAGGUGGGGCGCUCUGAUACAACAUGGCAGCCGGCGUGGCGACAUGGCUGCCAUUUGCACGGGCGGCGGCAGUGGGUUGGCUGCCGCUGGCCAAAAAGACGAUGCCCAAACCUCCAGUGGACAACUCGUCCAGAUCGGAUGAGAUUCUGUAUCUCAACGUCAGCGGGGUCAGGUUCCAGACAUGGAAGAACACUCUAGAUCGUUAUCCUGACACACUGCUGGGCUCCUCUGAGAAAGAGUUUUUCUUCAACGAGGACACAGAGGAAUAUUUCUUUGACAGAGACCACGAGAUGUUCCGACACAUUCUGAACUUUUACCGCACAGGGAAGCUCCAUUACCCGCGACACGAGUGCAUCCAGGCCUUUGACGAGGAGCUGGCCUUCUACGGCAUCGUGCCGGAGAUCAUUGGAGACUGCUGCAUGGAGGAAUACAGAGACAGGAAAAAAGAGAACCAGGAGCGUCUGGCAGAGGACACAGAGGCCAACGAGUCGAUGGACGCCCCACUUCCUCCUGACAGCACCCCCAGGGAGCGUCUGUGGCGAGCCUUUGAGAACCCCCACACCUCCACCAUGGCGCUCGUCUUUUACUAUGUCACCGGCUUCUUCAUUGCUGUGUCAGUAAUCGCCAACGUGGUGGAGACGGUGCCCUGCCGGCCUCCAGAGGGCAGAAUUAAGGACCUUCCCUGUGGGGAGAAAUAUCAGCUGGCCUUCUUCUGCAUGGACACGGCCUGCGUGCUCAUCUUCACCUUCGAGUACUUGAUGCGCCUGUUCGCCGCGCCCAGCCGCUGCAAGUUCAUGCGCUCCGUGAUGUCUGUGAUUGACGUAGUGGCUAUAAUGCCAUACUACAUUGGCCUGGUGAUGCCCGAGAACGAGGACGUGAGCGGCGCCUUCGUCACCCUCCGGGUUUUCCGCGUCUUCCGGAUCUUCAAGUUCUCACGUCACUCACAGGGUUUGAGGAUUUUGGGCUACACGCUCAAGAGCUGCGCCUCCGAGCUCGGCUUCCUGCUCUUCUCCCUCACCAUGGCCAUCAUCAUCUUCGCCACCGUCAUGUUCUACGCCGAGAAGGGCACCAAAGGCUCCACCUUCACUUCCAUCCCGGCCUCCUUCUGGUACACCAUCGUCACCAUGACGACCCUGGGAUAUGGAGACAUGGUUCCAAACACCAUCGCGGGGAAGAUCUUUGGAUCAAUCUGCUCUCUGAGCGGCGUCCUGGUGAUCGCCCUGCCUGUACCUGUCAUCGUGUCCAACUUCAGCCGGAUCUACCACCAGAACCAGAGAGCGGACAAGAGGAGAGCACAGCAGAAAGUGCGCUUGGCUCGGAUCCGCAUGGCAAAGAAAGGAACAACCAACGCCUUCCUUCAGUACAAAGAAGACCGAGCGCUCGGGGGUCGUGACAGCGAUAGCACAGCUCUGUGUGUGAAGAACAGAUCGGCUUUCGAGCACCAACACCACCACCUGCUGCACUGUCUGGAGAAGACAACGAACCAUGAGUUCACAGAUGAGAUGACCUACAGCGAGCUCUGUAUGACCGAGUCAGUGGGCUUCAGGACCAGUCGCAGCACUUCUCUAUCCAGCCAGCAGGGGGCACAGAACAACCCCACUGGCUGCUGCCCCCGCAGGGCCAGGAGGCGAGCUGCCAUGCGUCUGGCUAACUCCACUGCAUCAGUCAGCCGGGGGAGCGUCCAGGAACUGGACACCCUGCAUAUCAAAACAACCUCCAUACCACCACAAACUCGUUCCAGUCUGAACGCCCAGGCUGAUGACUUAAAGCUGAACUGCGGGGAACAAGAUUUCACGGCUGCAAUCAUCAGCAUUCCCACGCCGCCUGCCAACACACCAGACGAGAGCCUCCCCCCAUCGCCUGCCCCCAUCCCUGGCAUCCUGCGCAACACCCGAGCAACAGCUUUUACCCACGAAACCGUCAAAAUCUCCUCCUUAUAACCUCCAGCUCCACACAUGACAUCCCCCCUGACACCCCUCCGCCCCACCAGCCACUUUCCCAGUGAACUUCCUUUGAACCUCUGAUCCUGGAUCUGGGGCGCUGCUAGCUGAAAUAUUGGGAAGAAAUACUCAGAUUGAUUCCUGACUGAUUGCUUUAACUUCCACAUACAUUUUGCUGGUUACAUGGAUUAAACAGUCGUAUAGCUAAAACGGCAGAUCAGAUGGGAAGCAAAAUGAAUGGCUACAUCCAACGAGAACUGAAAAAUAAGAACCUCAAAAAAAAAAAGCUCAAAUCAAAAGCUACAACUUCAUGAAUGAAGCAAAAGACCUUCUUAAACCUUUAGUAUCCACCCUCAUGCAUUUUGUCUCCUUGCACACAUUUGACCCCCCUUGCACAGUUUUGACCUUUUAGAUCUCAUUGCACAAACCCAUGAAGGGUUCAACCUGAAACAUCAGUGGAAAAGAAGCCAAGACUCCAAAAGUCAUCCCGAACUGGCUGAUUUGGUUUGGCUGGCUCUGUUUUGCCCUCCUUUAGAGGAGGCAUGCUAAAUGACCGCUGACGACAGUAGUUUCAUUUUUCAGUGUAAACUCAACAUGAAUGGACUGAGUGGUUUUAUAAAAAAAGAGAUUUUGGGAGGGACCAACAACCACCAGAGGAUCAUUUAGACUCGGUUGGUUUAGUUAUUGGUAAAAGAUUUAAUGGAGAUAACCUGUAGACAACCAAAUAACCCUCAGCAGCUUGAAGGGCCAUAUCUAAGACAUUUUGUGGUUUGUGGUUUUUUUUUUGGUUUUUUUUUUCUGGUAGGAAACAUGUGCCGGUUGUUAAGUCAGGAAAUUUUUUCUUUGGCUGGAUUUCUUUUCAUUCCAAUGACAGACUACAUGUUGAAGCCUGAAUGGAGCGACAGUGCUGCACAGUUAAGAUCACUUUUGGAUCUCUUUUGCUUGAAACAUGAAGGUUUAAACUCUAAACAAAGAAGCUGAAAGACUCAUUUGCACUCAAAUGGAUUUUUGAAGAGUGUGCGGACGAGCUCUCUGACAGUUCUCGCUGAGCAGCUGAAGGUCUCGUAUUUAGAAAAUCAAGGAAAUCAUGAAGGGGAACUCUUGAUCACUUGACCUUCAAAUAAUUUGGGAAACUCUGUGAAACCCAACAAUCUUUGUUGAGCAACUCAGAAAACUACACUGGGCAGUCUGCAUCUUUAAGGAGCUGGGCUGGUCUGAGCAGCACUGGACUCACCUGGUUUUCUAAAUAAACUGUGGAGAGUUAAAUUCAUGGUCCUGGACUGGAUUACUCUGGUCUAGUCUGACUGUAGCUCUGAAGUGUUUGUCAGUGUUGACACUAACGCCCAGACCGGGAUCAAGAGCCUUUUACCUUUCAAAAUAUGCAACAUUACAACAAGCAGGAAAAUAGCAUCAACAAAUGAACAGAAUAAUAUUAUUAACAGUUAUAAUAUGUGUGUUUAAAACUACAGUAAUUAUUGCAGGGAACAAAGUGUAAAGCAACUAAAAAAAUGCAUUUGUUAUGUGAUCUUUCCACUGAGAGAGAACAUAACGAGUGUUCUGCAAUAGAUUUGAAGGGGAAAGGAAACACCGACGCUGAAAGCUCUUUAAGCGCUGAGAGCACGUUCGCUCCGACGACGGACACUUUGGAAGAAAAAGGCAUGUUUUUCACACCUUUGCUGACGUGGAAAACAUCCACAUGAGCAAUGAUUCACGCUUGUUUAUAUCAUUAAUCCUCUCUUUCUUCUGUAAUGUCUUCAUGCUUUUAAAGGCUUUAAUAGAGUAACUCAUCCACAACAUUUAUAGAGCUUAUUUAAUCUUUUGCCAACAUGCUCUUAUAUCAUAAGGUAAUGUUAUGAUGCUAAACUAAAGUUCCAACAAAUGAGAAACUUUUACAAUUUUUAGUUGUUUUAUUUAUUUUGUAUAAUCAAAUUAAACAAGUCAUGAUCCUUCUUUACAAAUAGUUGUUUCUCUGAGCACGAGGCCGCCGGUGACAUUCAAAAGUGUGAACAUCUAUCAGCAGACUGGACAGUAAGUCAGCCAAGUAUGUUACUGCUGAUGGAUCGGGCGAGUCCGUUUUUAAACCAACAAAAUCACUUCAUAAUUUCGUUGAUUAAGUACACCUGGUAAUCAUGUUUACACUUGUAAUGAAACCGCUCUGCAACCAGACUGAGACCGCUUCCUCUGGGUCUUAGUGCAUCUCACCCAAGUGAGAUUAUAAUGUUCACAUCUGUGCAGUCAAACUGCACCAAAUUAAAAAAAGACCAGAGUUCAAUUUGAACAGACUAAACAGAACAUUUGUACACAGUAUUUACCUUACAUGUUCGAGAGAGACGGGUCCCCUUUUGUGGCUUUACUGGCAUCUGAACGUUGACAGAGAGGAACCUCUGCAAGAGUCUCAGUCUGUUAUCAGUUAAAUCCACAAAAAUCUAAUAUAACUAAAAUAAUGAUCACAACUCUACAAAUAAGGGAUUUGAAGUUGAACAUUAAUGUUUUUACUUCUUAGUAUGCAGGUGGAAACAAAUGGUAACUCAGUAUGAGUUUAAAUCUAGUAUAAACUGAGUUCAGUGCACUGAUUUGAGUAAAAUAAAGGCUCUGUUUGCAUCUAGAUGGAAGUAUGUAGCAUCAGCGCUCACUGGGCGGAGACUCGUGCUCAGAUGUGUUAAAAGUUACCUUUUAAAUAUACGUUAGCAAGCGUAUUCAAAACCAUACAUCCUUUUUCAAGAGUGUACGCCGUCGGCCACGUGCGAGCUCAGCUGCGGGCGAUUUGUUGAAGCGUUUCCUCGAACCAUUUAAGAGCAAGUGUGAAUGCGUGACACACAGACAGAAGACAAGACGUACAUACUGUAACAUAUUUUGUAUCAUAAACUUUCACCCGCAUCUUCCAAUCAAAUCCUCAAAUCUAAAAAUAAAAAAUAAAAAAAAAUAGAGAAAAAGAAAAAAGAUAGAUGAAAGUCAUCGGGUACCUGACUGGCGUUCCUUCGUGCAUGAGCCUCGUACAGUAGAAGUAGCACUACUGAUCAUAGGAAUUUAUAAAGCAUAUCAGAGAAAAAAAGAGAAAAAAACACGACACAGUGGGGAAGAAAAUCUCAUCAUCUGUUCUUUUGCAUGACGACUCUUAUUGUUUUCUCUCCUGCCAGUUGUUGGUUUGUUUUCCUCAUCCCCCCGUUCCCGAAUCUUUUCAAGACGAGUGUUUGCACCACCGAGCAGUUAGAUUACCGACAAGAACUCGAGCAGAUUAUUAUCAGUGAAUCAUUCAGGCAUGUUCCUCGCCAGAAUGCAAAGUGUGUGUGUGCGAGGUCGGGCGGCUGUUUGUGCGUGUACGUGUGAAUGCGUGUAUGUGUUCGUAUGAUGAGCAGUCACAAAUAUGCAUGGAUACCGUUAUAGGUAUUUUAUCUGUUUUCUCCUGCAGUUUAUCGAGAGAGCGGGGACUGGACGGACUGGCGGUUUGCUGGAUGGAUCUUUGGCUUGUUUUCUGAAAUACCUCUGAAGUCUCAAUGUCUCACUUUAUUCUGUAGCCAUGGCCCCCAGCUAACAUCCACCCCCUCUGUCUGUGUCAUUCAACUGAUUUUACAAAGAGAGAAAAGCUGAAGGAGAAAACUAAAUUCAAACAAAAAGUUGGAUUUUACAGCCAAAAAAAUAAGAUUACACAAAAAAGGACCAUUGACGCCCACUCGCUUGCUCUUUAAGUCAGUUCUAGUAUUAUUUGGACUGAGUGAUACAGUUUGUACCCUUUAUCAAACUUAAAAUUAGGUUGUGUUAAAUUAGCCAGCUGAUACACUUUGGCCGUUUUGGCCUUCUGACUUUUUUUUUAAUUUUUUUUUAUCGUGAACCUUACACAUUUAUUUGAAUUAUUAUUCAUUUUAAAUUCCAAAACUGUGAAGCAAAUUCAUUUUUUAAGUCGAUAUAAAUCCAGUGUCAUUUCAUGAGUGAGGUCACUCAUGCAGAUGCUGAUGGGUGGAGCCAUGGCUGGGAAUCAUGGCUUGAUUGUUUACUGGGAUCUGCUGUUUAAUGCCAUGUUGCUUUGGUGUCUGUGGAAAACAGGAAACAUCUAAAUUUAAAUUUGAGCUGCCCUCUUUGGUAAUUUAGUCCUUUCAUAAACCUUCAUAGAGAUGUAAUAUAUACGUUUCAGUCACGGCUCAGCACGGGGCAUACGUGUAGAGAUUAAAGUGAGUCAAAUGUUUAGGGGGUGAAGCCGGCCCGGGGACUGGCCUGAUCAUGAGAUCAUAAUAAUCACGCUUUAAGUGUACUGAUUACUGCAGUCAUAGAUUUUAUUGUGAUUGGUCGGCAGGUCCAAGUCCAUCCAUUAACACCGCCCCCCCACCCCCCCCUUGCAGUCACAUGUUCUCUGUAUGUCACAGUUUCAGCACGAGGUUUAAAGAGCAACUUAAUGAUAAUAAUUCCAGUUAUUUAAUAUAAUUAUGUUAUGAGAAAAUAAUUUUUCUUAAUGCUGUGUUUCGAUUUUUUCCUUUGUUUGUGAAAUAAGCAACAGGAAUCUCCUGAUGAGGCUUGGGGGAAAAUAUAAACUGUUAAAGUUCUUUCUCACUCUGUCUACUACUGAUUACACUGUUAUAUGUUUCCAGAAGUCCAAGGACUACUCAUAGAACCAGAGUUAUGUGUGCAACAGAUUUGAUGAAUGUGUGAAAGACUGUUUCCAGUUAAAACUGGGUGUUAAGUUGCUCUUUAACUUAUUUAUGUUGUUUUGAGAAUGAAGUGGUGGUUCUAAAGCAUUUGAGCACAGGUCCUUAAAUUUAAAUGUCACUUUUUUUUUAAUGUCAGGUGAACCUGACUGAAGCACACUGGUCUGAUCCUGAGGUGAAACAAUGGGAGCUUAGAUGAGAUGAUAAGCAGCAUUUCAGACGCCUCAGAGUUAAAGUGUUGAUGUUCAGUCUCAGAGAGAGAGAGUGAGGAGCAAUGAAUGAAUGACGGAGAAAACAGCAUUAAAGCACAGAGGUGUAUAUUCCAUUCCACUAAUAAAGACAACAGAAAUCAGAA
Molecule: messenger RNA, 8694 nt
Organism: Oreochromis niloticus (Nile tilapia)
Lineage: Eukaryota; Metazoa; Chordata; Actinopteri; Cichliformes; Cichlidae
Gene: kcnd1
Product: potassium voltage-gated channel, Shal-related subfamily, member 1
Exons: 10
Coding region: 1786-3702 (638 amino acids)
Biological process (GO): protein homooligomerization; action potential; potassium ion transmembrane transport
Cellular component (GO): voltage-gated potassium channel complex; neuronal cell body; postsynaptic membrane
Molecular function (GO): protein binding; A-type (transient outward) potassium channel activity
Source: RefSeq, a predicted model, not a curated record